UCGAACAAACCACAUUCAACCUAUGUUCGUAUAAUUCUCGAUGAUGUCCAGAAACCAUCAACACUAUAUUGAAAAACGUUAAAAGUACUCUAUUAGCUGUAUUCAAUUACGCCUUAUAUUUCAAAGCAGAGUUUUGCUGCGACUUUUGUCCUCGCUUUCGUUUCUCAUUCACAGCAAGAAUCGCGUUUCUACAGGAUUUUAUUGAUAAAGAAGUAAUGGGAGAGCACUUAGUUUUGUGCGUUGACCGACUCAUUACCCCUGAAUCGGUUCAAACACUGCAAUGGUCAGAAUCUGCAGGACCUUCAGGAGGUAGUUCUUACUCUCCCAAGGACCAUAAGGUUGAUAUUGAGGAUUUGAAACUAGAGGGUGCUGGUGAAGAUAAGCCGCUGCUGCUUCAGAGUGUUGAAUGCCGCAUUUGCCAAGAGGAAGAUGAUCUUAGCAAAUUGGAAGUUCCUUGCGCUUGCAGUGGCAGCUUGAAGAAAAUGGAGAACCCAAUAUUGCCUAACAACAACAAUGAAGAUGAAAAUGUUGGAAACAAUAGUGGUGGGAGUGGCAACAAUGUUGCACAUUUCCACCACGCACCGGUGAACACUGGUUCACUGUCCGGUGGUAGCACCGAGGGGUACAUUCCCACGAUACGGGUACCAGUUUCGGUACCAAGUGGUUCGGUUGAGAAGCCGGAGAAGUUCACUGGAUCGAACUUCAAGAGGUGGCAGCAAAAGAUGCUGUUCUACUUGACAACUCUCGGCUUGGCACGGUUCUUGAUCGAGAGGGUUCCUGAGUUAAAGGAACAGGAUGCACAAUCUGUGAUAGCGGUUGGCAUAUGGAAGGAUUCUGACUUUCUUUGUCGUAACUACAUUCUUAACGGAUUGUGUGAUGCGUUAUACGAUGUAUAUCGCAAAAUUGGCACAGCGAAAGCGUUGUGGGAAGCCUUGGAUCAUAAGUACCAAAACGAGGAUGCCGGCGCAAAGAAAUUUGUUGUCGGUCGUUUUCUCGACUUUAAAAUGGUUAAUUCCAAGACCGUGCUUAGUCAAGUUGAAGAUUUGCAGUUAAUCUUUGACGAGAUCCAUGACAAAGGCAUGGUAGUGAGUGAAGCGUUCCAAGUGGAAUCUGUAAUCCACUUGUUGCCUCUAGGAUGGAAGGACUUCAAGCAUUACCUGAAGCAAAAGCGAAAGGAAAUGAACUUGGAAGACUUGAUCCAACGACUCUGAAUUGAGGAGGGGAUCAGGAAAGAUGAUGGGAAAUGUCCUGUCAUUAGUGGCGCUAAGGCUAACGUUGUGGAGCACGGUAAAAGCUCCAAAAAAGUCAAGAAAGACAAGCAGAAGCUAGGUCCAAAAGGAGGCGUUGCCAAAACAAAAUUUUAUGGUAAAUGCUUCAACUGUGGCAAGAAUGGCCACAAGUCAGCUGAUUGCAAGGCUCCAAGGAAGAAGACCAAGAGCUUACGUUGAGGAGCGAGAAGGUGUAGAUAGGAAACUCUGAGCUCUGCUUAGUCUGUUGUGGAGGGCAUGGGCAAGGGGUUCUAAAGAUGACUUCCUGGAAGGAAUUGACAUUGAGCGCAUGUGUAUGUUCCAGAGCUAAGGAAGAAUCUGGUGUCUGACUCGUUGUUGAACAAGCAUAGUUUCAAGAUGGUCUUUGAUCGGAUAAAAGUAAUUUUUUUUUAAAAACUAGGAAUGCUUGUUGGUAAAGGUUAUGUACUUGAUGGGCUUUUUAAGCUCAGUGUUUUGCCUAUUUUCAUUAAUAUAAGCAAAG
Messenger RNA from Ipomoea triloba (trilobed morning glory), 1749 nucleotides. RefSeq lists its product as uncharacterized. Gene Ontology annotation, biological process: protein ubiquitination. The transcript has 3 exons. Gene Ontology annotation, molecular function: zinc ion binding; ubiquitin-protein transferase activity. The record is from RefSeq and is a predicted model, not a curated record. Gene Ontology annotation, cellular component: membrane. Bases 216 to 1211 code for a protein of 331 amino acids. NCBI's taxonomy places the organism in Eukaryota, Viridiplantae, Streptophyta, Magnoliopsida, Solanales, Convolvulaceae.